AUGCUUGCUUUCGACAACAGCCCGGCCAAGCGCCGUUCCAGCUACGGCUGCCUCCCGCCCGUCGUCGAGCACGACUUCUUCGCCGCGCUGCACGCACAUGUCGCCGCGGCCUCGUUGCAGGUCAACGUCGAGGAGAAGGCGUCGCCCGUCACGCCCGACAUUUACCGCCACAUCGACGCCAUCAAGCACCUCGACGACGCCCUGAUCAUCGAGCUGCUCCGCAGCGCCCGCUUCUACACUAAAAUCACCCCUGCUGCUGCUGCUACUACUACUAUUCACACCCCCCACAGCCGCAAGGUCAGCGCAGAGGUCCCGGACCUGGUCUCGGAUGAUGGCUCGUCCUCGCCCGAGACGAGGCCGGCCCUCUCCACGCACAAGACCAGCCCCUCGGUACCGACGCUGAGGCUGUCGUCGCGGUCACGGCCGGGGAUGCCGCAGCGGGCAGCGAGCGACGGGCAGGUGCUGCGCCGGGCGGCAGAGGAGAAGCCGCUGCCCGUGGCGCCGGCGGCGGCCGAGGGCGGCGCUGGCUGCUCCAAGACCGACGACUCGCAGCGGCCCAAGCUGUACGUGUGCACGUUCUGCGACGAGGCCUUCCGCACCAAGGCCUACUGGAAGACGCACGAGGAGGAGAUGCACGAGCAGCCCAAGCGCUGGACUUGCCCGGAUUGCUACCGCACGUUCCACGCGGAGAAGAAGUACCGGCGCCAUCACGCCGAGAGCCACGGCUGCAAGCACUGCGCGCCGAGCCGGAAGCACCACCACCACAGCGACGGGCGCAAGACGGCGUCGUCAUCAUCAGGCUCGCAGUCCGCGUCCGCGCGCAAGUGCGCCGACCGCUCGGUCCUGCAACUGCACAAGAAAGCCGCGUACGGCUGCGGCUUCUGCGUAACGCUGCUGACGUCCUGGAGCGAGCGGUGCUCGCACGUAGCGGCGCACUUCGAGCGCGGCCGCCCCCGCGCCGACUGGAGCACGUCCAACGUCGUCAAGAGCCUGAUGCUGCAGCCGCAGCUGGCGGGCGCGUGGGAGGCGCUGCUGACGCGCGAGCACGGCCCGGACCGCGCGCACUGGCCGUGGUUUGGGUGGCGGCGGCGCGAGAGCCGCGAGCUGCUUCGCUCCAUGGAGCAGCAGGGCAUGGUGCGCGAGCGGGCGAAGGCGCUGGCAAAGGCCGCGUACGACUUGGGUCGCAUCGAGGACGCGUGGAUGCAGCAGCAUCUGCUUGAGGAGGCGAAGCCGUCGUCUUCGUCGGGCUCGUCGGGCAUGGGCAUCACGGCGCAGCGCCUCGCCCAGCGCCAGCGCGAACUCGCUGCUGAAGACGGCGACGACGACGUUGAUGCCGACGGUGACGAAACCCCCGUCCUCGCCGAGGCGGAGCGCGGCUUCGUCUUCCCGGCCGCCUCGUCCGUCUAUCCCACCACCAUGCCCCCGACGCCCCAAGCCCCGCCCCUGCCGCCCAUGCCAGCACGGCACGCGCCGUCGGCAUCUACGCCCGCGGCUGGUGCUGCUGCUGGUGCUCGUGCUGGUGCUCUUACGCCCUCCAUGCGCUCGCACUCCUCAAACCAUGUCACCCGCCAGCGCCCGCAGUUGCAUCCCGCCAUGCGCUCGCCGUCGUGCCCGCCGCACUUGCUGUCGCCGUUCCAACAACAACAGGAAAACUCCAACCACAUCAACACCGAAGGCGCAAGCGCCGGCCACCGCCGCUCCGUCUCCCCCGCCACAAAAGACCUGCUCCGCCUCAUCGACCAAGAAUUCCCCUCCGGCACCUUCCUGGAGGGGUACGACCCGCUCGACUUCCGCACGCCGAAGCUCGGUGCCCCGCACGGGAGUCCCGCCUUGUCCGAGGCGCAGUUGACGCCGCAGCAAAGGGCGUAUCGCGAGUUCUAUGACCACAUGCAACUGCAGGCGCAGGCGCCAGAGACGCCCCUCGUGCCCGCGCUCGAGGCGUAUCCGGACUCGCCGGAUUUGUCGGUCCAGCAAAAACCGCAGCGUGUCAUGCCGCCGUCGGUAGCGGCGUUGCGGGCGCGGCUGGUCGCGGGCAGUAUUAGUGGCAACACCUCCGCCAACGGCACUGCCCCUGCUGGUGCUGGUACUGGGGCUAGGAAAAUGGCGCCCCGCGUCGAGGACCACCACAGCAGGGACAGAGACAGGGAUAUCGUGACGUUUGACCGGCCGGGCGCGUAUGCGGCGUUUACGGCUACGGCUGAGGGGCCGGGCGGUGCUGUUCGGGAGAAGGAGGGGAGAGAUGGGGGGAAGGAUGAAGGGCAAGGGUUGGGGUUGAGGGGAAUGGUGCGCAGGUGUGGUAGUGUUAGGGGGUGGGGGGGUAGAAGAUAG
This is a messenger RNA of Aplosporella prunicola CBS 121167, 2328 nucleotides long. RefSeq lists its product as uncharacterized. The record is from RefSeq and is a predicted model, not a curated record. Lineage: Eukaryota; Fungi; Ascomycota; Dothideomycetes; Botryosphaeriales; Aplosporellaceae. The coding region runs from base 1 to 2328 and encodes 775 amino acids. The transcript has 2 exons.